AUGAACAACAUCAUUGCGUACGGUGGAAUUACCACAAUUCCUCUUUACAAUUGCAGCCGGUUUUCACCUGCCGAAUGGUCCCUUCGCGAUGGAAUGAAACGGCCAAUUCUUGGAUCAAUUAGUAUGAUCUACGGGAUUGUGACAAUCGUAAUUUAUUUUCCUGUUAAAUUAGCGCUAAUUGACAAGGAUUAUUGCCAUAUAUCAUGCUUCAAGAUAAUGGCAUUUCUAGCAAUUAUCGACGAUUUGUCUCUAGUUGUAAACUCGAUUAUCACGGGAUAUCUUUCGAUAGAAGGAGCUGUGUUCUGCACCCAUCCUGUAUUGAUAUAUAUUGCGGGAAUGUUCGGACUCGGUCUUUGGGGUUGUUGCUGCAUUACCGUUCUCAUACUUGUGCUGAAUCGGAUAAUCGAUCUCACCAAUUCAUACCUUAUCGUUCUUCUAUUCAAAGGCUAUCGCACAUUCGUAUGGCUAAUUAUUCCAAUAACGUAUGGAUGUUAUUUCAUUGCCUUCACAAAACCGAUUGCAUUUUCUUCAAAAUACUUCACAUGGUUUUUCAAUCCGAUGAUAAUGGAAGGGAGUGACACCGAUUACAUCAAUUUUGCUCACACCGCAAAUAAUUUGUUCGUUGUCGCAAUCACUAAUGUCACGUAUAUCGUGUUCUGUUUUGUCGUCAAUACGAAGAUGAACGAAAUGUCGAGGCAAUCGCGUUCGAAAUUAUUGUCUCGCCAAAUUUACACACAAUCAACACUGAUUUGUCUAGUGAAUCAAGUGGCAUCAGCAAUUUAUGUCGUAAUGAAUUAUAUGGAAUUACCACAAUGGGUUACCACUUUGGGCCAUAUUUUAUGGCAAAUAUCACAUGGAUGCCCAGUAUUUAUCUAUCUGACAAUGAACAUGACGAUACGGAAAACUGCAUUGAAAAAAAUUGGCGUCUCAAGACUUCAUUCGAUAUUCAGUAGUUACGAAGAAACUAUUUAUACAUUCUCAUCGUUUCGAUAA
Molecule: messenger RNA, 993 nt
Organism: Caenorhabditis bovis
Lineage: Eukaryota; Metazoa; Nematoda; Chromadorea; Rhabditida; Rhabditidae
Source: the annotation of a GenBank genome assembly